This is a messenger RNA of Biomphalaria glabrata, 4309 nucleotides long. Its product is annotated as coronin-1C-A-like. Gene Ontology annotation, molecular function: actin filament binding. Lineage: Eukaryota; Metazoa; Mollusca; Gastropoda; Planorbidae. The coding region runs from base 131 to 1594 and encodes 487 amino acids. The transcript has 11 exons. The record is from RefSeq and is a predicted model, not a curated record. Gene Ontology annotation, biological process: actin filament organization.
GGUUAGAGCGCAUGCGUAAAAGUUUACUUCCUUUUUCUCGUGUGUCAAGACCAGGGCGUUUAUUUCCACCCCCUUUUCCUGUAUUGUAUAGGGAGUAUUUAUGAGUAAAAGCUAUUCUUUUUAGGGCAAGAUGGCAUUUAUGAGAAAGAGCAAAUUUCGGCAUGUGUUUGGCAAGCCUCUGAAAAGAGAUGAAUGUUAUGAUGCAAUCAGAAUCACAAGAACCUCUUGGGAGUCUACAUACUGCGCUGUGAAUCCAAAGUUUGUUGCAGUCAUCACUGAAGCAGCAGGCGGAGGCUCAUUUUUAGUUUUACCUUUGGGCAAGACAGGAAGGGUAAAUAUUGAUCAUCCCAUGGUUGCUGGACACAAAGGUGCAGUGUUGGACAUUGCCUGGUGCCCUCAUAAUGAUGAUGUGAUAGCUAGUGCCUCAGAGGACUGCACAGUCAAGCUAUGGCAGAUACCAGAGGAUGGCUUGAAGGAAAAUCUGACAGAACCUGUGGUUGACCUUUGCGCCCACCAGAGGAGGGUUACCUUGCUUGUCUGGCACCCAACAGCGAUGAAUGUGUUGCUCAGUACAGGUUCAGAUAAUUUAAUCAUCAUUUGGAAUGUUGGAACCGGAGAAGCCAUGAUGCAGGUGGAAAUGCCGGAUCAGAUCUAUUCAGGCUCAUUCAACUCAGAUGGGAGUCGCUUUGUGUGCACUUGUAAAGAUAAAAUCCUACGUAUUAUGGAUACACACUCAGGGAAGACUGUUCAGGAAGGUAAAUGUCACAUGGGCUCCAAGCCUGCACAGUGUGCCUAUCUUAAGAACGGGUUGGUCUUCACUACUGGCUUCUCCAAGAUGAGUGAAAGACAGUACGCCUUGUGGGAUGAAAAAGAUUUAAAUGAACCAAAGACAAUUGAGGAGAUAGACUCUAGCAAUGGUGUUAUGUUUAUUUUCUAUGAUGCUGAUACCAACAUGGUCUACUUGGCUGGCAAGGGUGACAGCAUCAUUCGUUACUAUGAAGUAACAGACGAAGCUCCCUAUGUUCACUUUCUAACACUGUACCAGUCCAACGCUCCACAAAGAGGUAUUGGCUUCAUGCCCAAACGUGGAUUGAAUGUAAAUAACAAUGAGAUUGCCAGGUUUUACAAACUUCACAAUAAUGGUUUGUGUGAAAUUAUUCCCUUUACAGUCCCUAGAAAGUCUGAACUGUUUCAAGAUGACUUGUACCCAGACACAGCUUCUGAUGUGCCAGCGAUUUCGGCAGAAGAUUUCUUCUCUGGGAAAAACUCUGAGCCUGUUUUGGUUUCUCUAAAAGAUGGCUUUGCACCGUCCAAGAAAGAGCAGCUGAAGGUGGUAAGGAAGUCCAACAUCCUAGAUAAAAUGCCCGCCAAACCUCAACAGCAACAGUCCUCCAACAAUGCAGACGCUGCUGCAGCACCAUCAUUACCGCCCUCACACAAGCAUGAUGGGAUAGACUUGAAAGAACUUCAGGAAGAGAUCAUUGAGCUCAAGAACAAGGUGCGCAGACAGGACAAGAGGAUUGGGGAGCUAGAAGCUCGUCUGAGUGCCCUGGAACGCAACUCAGAGGAGGAAGAGGGGGGUGAGGUAGCUUAGGAGGGGGGGGGGUUCCAGCUCAUAAUAUCAUUCACACCUGUUAGUUGAGCUUUUAGUGGACUAUUUGAAUUAUAUAUAUUAAUAUCUAUAUAUAUAGGAGAUAUAACAAUGUAGUAAAUACAUUAUUCAUAUGGCAUUUUUUUUUUCUGUUCAUAUUUAUUUUAUUUUUUUUAAAGCUCAUUUUUUGUAAAAAAAAAACAAAAAAAAAAACAAUUUUUUUUUUAGCUUACGUAGAUGUCUUUCUUAAAACCUUUUUUUUUUUGUAUCACUUGUUUGCUAAACUUGAAAAAAAAAAACAACACAAAAUCAAGGGCAGCACUGGGUUUUUCUUUUUUAUUGUAUCUAUGUUGAAAGCUAGCUUAACUCACUGUUCUCAUCUUAAUUUGUAACCUUCUGGUAUCUGCAAGAAUUAACAGUGGGUUGAGUCCAUUGUUGAUCUAAUGAAAUUCAAAAUGUGAGUUCAGUCCAUCAUUGAACGAGAAAGAUGGAUUCCACAUGCUGGCAAGAGUCUUGUAAGAUACAGGCUUUUGUUUCCAUAUUUAAGGUUGGACCAUUUUUUUGUUUGUUCUGGGUGGCUUAAUGCCAGUCUAUGUUUGAUCACUUGACUCUUCUCUUAGUACAUCACUUGUACCAAUCAAAAUCCUUCUCUGGGCCUACUUGUACCAUCCCAUAGGUGACAUUAUUCCCACUCCUGAAAUGACUAACCCCAGUGCUGUGAACGCAAUAUAUAGGAACCCUCAAUCUCUCUUCAGGACACAUCAUUACAUACGACUGAAAAUUAGAAUCCCAUCAUAAGCCUGACACUAUCAUGCCAUAGAUUGCUCUGACCUGUUGUUGACUACUGUAUGUUAAUAUUUGUUGUAUGUUGUUUGUUUUAUUUGUCAUUCAUUUAAUAUGGGUGCUUUUUUUUUAAAGCGUUCAUGUUUUUUUGUUGUUUUUUUUUAUUUAUAUGAAUAUAUGCUAAAAAAUAUAUGCAAAAAUCUUAACAGAGCAUAAUUUGUAUCUUGGUUGGGUUGAUUAUUACUAUUAUUAUAUCUACACCAUCUUGUGUUAGUGUCAGAUCUAAUCAUGGAUGCUUCAGUAUGUUAUCUGCUCUGUGUAUCGUGAGGUGAUCACCUAGCUUAAUCUGACAGCUUGAACUCAUCGUCACAAGUCUGAAAAAAAAAAUCAUUUCUCUCUCUCUUCACUAACAUACAUGGAGACUUUUUACAAUCUUCUAUUGAUGGAUUAGAACUUUGUCUUUGAUUUGUUUCAAGAUUACAUUGAGACUUCUUACUCAUUUCUACUGAAUUCGUGAGAACUUUGACUUGUUUCAAGAUUACAAUUAGUUUUUUUUUUUUUUAAUGGCCUUCUUAUUGUUUAUGGGGGCAUCGCCCCCCCCCCCCCCCCCAACCUUUUUGCAUUCGUUACUGUCCCUCCCAAAAACAUAAAUUAUUUAUUGUCUUCCUUUAUUUUCACUGCAAUUUUGUUUUGAUGUACUGAAUUUUGACGGAAACUGAAGGUCAUAAUCUCAUCGCAAGUAAAUCACACAAACACAAAGUAUGAGUGAUAGGUAGCUUUUAAUUUAGAAUUUCCUAGAGCGAAUGGACUGAGCCAUGACUUGAAGACUUUUCUCUAGGAGCCUCUCAUUCAACUGUAUUUCUUGUAAUGUCAUAAAAUGUUUUUUAAAGUCUUUUUUUUUUUUUUCAGUUGAAUGGUGGCAUCCCACCAGUUGUAGCAUUAUCUAAUAACAUUCUCUUUGCUAAAUCUAGAUAGAGCAACAUGAAGACAUUUUGUACUUUUCUCUGUUUAUGAUUUCCAUGGUUAUUUGAAAGCAACAUGUACAUGUGAACAUAAUAUCAACUCUCUCUAUAUAUAUAUUGUAUAAUUGCACACAGUAUGUUGCUGUGGUGUUGUAGCCUACAACAAACUUGCAUGAUAUAGUUGCUUGUUGUUUUUUUUUGUUAUUUUAACAAUAAGUUUCCAUUUGUUUCCCCCUAAACUGUCGAGAGAAUGAGCUCUUGAUUGAAUGCCAUUUGUUUUUGUAUUUAACUUCUUUUUACAAUUUGUUUCCUUCACUCUGACUGGUGAGAGACUGGGUUUCUUUAUGAAUGCCAUUUGGGUUAUUUUUUAUUUUAUUUUUACUUUAGAUUUUUUUUUAAUACAUGUAUAAGAUUAGGAUGUCUUCAAUUGUGUGCCCUGUUUGUAAGUUAGAAUAAUAAUUUCAUCAGCUAGAUUAUGUAAUGGUCAUCUUAGAAUUAGGUUGAAUGAAACAAAGAAUGUGGGAGCUGAUAAAGUCUUCAGAAAUGAAACAUAGCUAUGAUAUUCAUGGUCCUUAUUGGGAUCAAUUGUUAAAUCUUUCUCUCUGUAAUUAUUUACCACAUUCUGGUGGAAUCAACGCUGGUAUCAUCAGUUAGGAGAGAAAGAGUUAAUGGGCAACUACUAUGGUGACAUGGAAACAUAGUCAACCCUGACACAUCUUGUACAGCCUGAUUUCCAUUAAUUUGUCUUAGGUUACAGCUUGUUGCAUUCAAUUGACUAGCUACUACUUAGUUUGAAGCAGACAGAAUUAAUUACUGGAAUUCAAUCCAAUUGACUUAAUGCAUGGACUGUUCUAGAUUGUGACUAGGCUGGUAGAAAGAAAUGGAUAGUUUCUAUGUCUUGUCUGAGUCUCUAUUUCUUCACUUGUUUUACUUUGCUAACAUUGCCAAUGUAAAAUAAAAAUGAAUUAAUAAA